Adineta ricciae is the source of this 2373-nucleotide messenger RNA. The record is from the annotation of a GenBank genome assembly. NCBI's taxonomy places the organism in Eukaryota, Metazoa, Rotifera, Eurotatoria, Adinetida, Adinetidae.
AUGAAAAAUAAUUUCGAGCAAUUGAUUGAUGUUCUACCGUUAUCUUCAUCGUUUACAUUCGGAAUUUGCGAAGUCACAACGAUCCUCGAGAGACAAAACAACGAUUUGUUCUCAUCAUUCAUAUCCGAAUCUUAUCAAUCGUUACUGAAACUCGAAUCCUGGGCGUGGAAAGUUCUUAGUAAAGAUUCAUACCAAUGGAUCAAUCAACCGAAUUAUUUAACCCUACUGUACGCUGUUGCACAUUUCAAUAAGAAUUUAAUCUACGCUUAUGAGGACAUUGAUGAUGGAAUCAAGGCCAAUCUUCUUCUGCCAAAGGAUCUUGAGUUAAUCAAUGACAUAUUCGAGCAAAUUAAUCGAAAUAAAGAAGAGAAUGACUCGUUUAUUCAUAUUGUUAGUCUCUGGUUUGAUAAUCUUUCGUUUUUCGUCUACGAGCAUCCACAGUAUGAAACAUCGCCGAUUAUGUCACUUGUCAACGAAUAUUUUCGACGGGAUUAUCUUAUGGCUGAACAGUUUUUAGUCUAUUUGGUGCAACUGCAGCAAACGAAAUUACCACAAUCGAUAUUUACCUAUAAGCAACUAUUUUGCAUGCGUACGUGUACAUUUUCAUUGAAUUCCUAUUUAACAUCGAAAUCUCAAGAGUUUCCUUCAACACCACGAGAAAUUAUGCAGUAUAUCGGCAAUGAUUUCGUCCAAGUCGUCGACAUUCACAGUCAUCUUAUUGAUAUGUGGAGCGAGCAAUUGUUAACAUGUUUAACACAUCUGAUCGGGUUCGUCUCAGCAUGUUGUUCGUGGGGCGGCGAUAAAAUUACACCGAUCAAUUCAUUGUUUUCUUCGGAAACAAUUCUUUGUUCGUACAUCAGUGCACUUAUACGCAUUAUCAGUUAUAAACCAUUCUAUGAGCGAAUUCAGGCGCAAUGGACGACGAAUGAAACGAUUCUGAUGGACUUCUGUUUAUUCUCAUUAAAGAAUAUUGCACAAGCACAGAACCUAAUCUGGUUUUUUCGUUCGAAAGUUUCGCUGCCUAAUACUUUAUUGUACAUUGCUGAACUAUCCGUUCAUGACAAGAUAUGUUUACGUGCGUAUGUUAUCUUAGGAGAAAUCCUGUGCAAUGAACGUUUGAAAGAUCUGCAGAUUACCGCUAACUUAAGUCAAUUUUUCUAUGACAUGCUCGAACAAGCUUGGCGACAUCCGACAAAGAGAUACAAACAGAUCCCAAUCGGUCAAUUCCUGCGAAGUUUUUCAACUCUAUCGAAAAUUGACGCCAUCCAACAGAAAACGGCCGAUUUACACAAGAUAUCGAUUUUUAUUGAAAUGAGCGAUGAGUAUCCGAUCGUUUUCGACAUUCUCUGGGCACUCUCGUUCAAUCAAGAUAUCCAACAGCAACUCCGUUCGAAUACGAUGUUCAUGUCUAAGUUGGUCCAUCUAGCCAAAGAAUGUGACAAUGAAAAAAUGAGAAAAAUGACGCAUGGAAUUCUAUGGAAUCUCGAAUCGACGCAUCAGGACCGACCGUUAACAGAACCUCUUGACAAAACCACAUUCGAUAUUAUGAUUAGUUAUUCACAUAAAGACGAAGGCAUUUGCAAACAAAUCUACGAAGAACUUGUCAAAGCUGGCCUUCGUGUUUGGAUCGACUUCGAUCAAAUGCACGGAAAUGUCAUGGAUGCCAUGGCACAAGCUAUCGAGCGAUCAAACAUGAUCAUCAUCUGUAUGAGUGAACAGUAUCGACGAAGCAACUACUGUCGAGCAGAAGCACAUUAUGCAUUCCAACGAGAACUGAAGAUAGUGCCAAUACUGUUGCAAGAACACUAUCAACCGGAUGGAUGGUUACUGUUUCUCAUUGGACAACUGUUAUAUGUUGAUUUCGUUAAGCAUGACUUUGCAAGAGCAAUUGAGCUGUUGUUAGACGAAAUACGAGCUGACGAGUUUUCUGAGAGUAGCGUUACACCGUUACGAUCAAGAACCGGUACGGUGGCUGUAUUAUGUAAUGCGCAAACUCCGAUGAAAACACUGUCACCAUCAAACAUUCCGAGAAACAUCCAAGACUGGACGAAAGCAAAUGUUCAUGACUGGCUACUUGAACAUAAUUUGAUGCAAAUGUCUCAGGUUUUAAUCAAUUGUGAUGGCCAUGGCUUAAUACAUUUCAGCGACUAUUUAAAGAAUGGGGAAACGAAACAAGUUCUUAAUCUUCUCCAAGAAGAAUCCUACCGAAUAACGAACGAAAGUUUGUCACUUGUCGAACUAUCCUAUUUGCAAUCAUUGAUCGAAAAACAAAAACAUGCGUCGGAACGGUCAUUUUGUCGACGGUUUCGGCGAGAUAACAGAAAUACUACUCGAAGAAAGAAAUCUCUCUUAUCUUGUUGUCGCCUAAUGUAA